Molecule: messenger RNA, 1066 nt
Organism: Halichondria panicea
Lineage: Eukaryota; Metazoa; Porifera; Demospongiae; Suberitida; Halichondriidae
Product: methionine adenosyltransferase 2 subunit beta-like
Exons: 2
Coding region: 46-942 (298 amino acids)
Biological process (GO): S-adenosylmethionine biosynthetic process
Cellular component (GO): methionine adenosyltransferase complex
Molecular function (GO): methionine adenosyltransferase regulator activity
Source: RefSeq, a predicted model, not a curated record
CAAUAAAGACAAUUCGUGCCGGAAACAAGCUAGUGGCAAAUAAAAAUGGCUAAUAAAGUGCUUGUAACUGGAGCUUCCGGCCUUCUUGGAAGAGAAAUUUUGAGACAGUUUGUGUUCAAUGGAUGGGAUGCUCUAGGCCUAGCCUACUCCAGGGUCCAUGGCUCCCUGAGAAAAGUUGAUCUCUGUGAGGAGGCUCAAAUUGAAGCAGUUCUUGAUGAGUUCUCCCCUGCGGUGGUGGUGCACUCUGCUGCUGAAAGAAGACCUGAUGUGGUAGAGAAGCAAACACAAUCCGCUACUGCCCUAAAUGUUAACGCUACUGAGAAGUUAGCGUCGCUCUGUGCUAAGAAAAACAUCUAUCUUCUUUACAUAAGUUCCGACUACGUAUUUGAUGGAAAUAAUGCACCUUACAAGCCUGGGGAUUCCACCAAUCCACUCAACACGUAUGGACAAAUGAAACUCGAUGGAGAAAUUGCCGUGAGAAAGUACAAUCAAUUUGGUGUGCUGAGAAUUCCCGUUCUAUAUGGAAGUGUAGAAUCGCUGGGAGAAAGUGCCGUUACAACUCUAUUUCAAGCUGUCUUGGAUUCGAGCAAGCCUGUCAAGAUGAACGAUUUUCAACUCCGAUAUCCCACCCAUGUAGCUGACUGUGCCCAAGUUUGUGUUGGGUUAGCGAACAGACAAGUGAGCGACGGUGACAGUAAUGCUGGUGGAGUAUGGCAUUGGAGUGCUGAGGAAUGUUUCACCAAGUACACUAUGGCAAUGGCUAUGGCUCAGGUGUUUGGACUCAGUAGUGAUCACUUGGUUGCUGACAAAAGUCCUCCCAGUGGAGCUCCAAGGCCGUUUGACUGUAAUUUAGAUACAACAGAAACAAAGAAAGCUGUGCAAGUUCAACAAACACCCUUCAAAGAUGGAAUUCGAGCAGUCCUUGAGUCAUAUCUCCCAUAAACUGUUUUAGAACUUAUAGACUUGCUAAUUAGUGCUACUUGCUUUGACAUUAUUGUUGUGCUAAUUAUAGACUAGCUAAUUUGCUACUUGUAUAAUUAUUGCUUUGAUAUUAGUAUUGUGCUAA